Messenger RNA from Xenopus tropicalis (tropical clawed frog), 6490 nucleotides. It is a transcript of the gene def6, whose product is annotated as DEF6, guanine nucleotide exchange factor. The transcript has 11 exons. The coding region runs from base 401 to 2200 and encodes 599 amino acids. Lineage: Eukaryota; Metazoa; Chordata; Amphibia; Anura; Pipidae. The record is from RefSeq and is a predicted model, not a curated record.
CCUUUGAAGGAGUUUAUUUGUGGUGGUUCAAUGCAGCAAGUUUUACAGCAUUGUCUGGAAACUUGUCGUGUCGUGUGUAAAACAUCAGUACAGCAGUGUAUAGCAUUCAGAGAGCUGCAUGUGAAGGAGGCAGUGUUUGUCUUUGAAAUUGGGUAUAAAGACGUUGCUGUAAAGACGUUGUGGUACUAGAUGCUUAAGUUUGUAAAAGGGUGUGUCUUCUGAGGCUUUCAUGUGAUGAGGCAUUUUUAUGUAGCAGUGAGCACCAAAUAUGUGCUCAUGUAAUGAGCUAUAUUUUGUUUGAGAUGUGACAAAAACACAUUUUAAACUGUUUUGUGUGGGAGAAGUAAGCAAGUCUUCAAAAUAUUUUUAGCACAACUGCAUGCCAUAGUGAGUGUAGCAUAUGCACAGCAUGUCUCUACGCACUGAGCUUCUAAAGUCUGUGUGGUAUGCCUUUACAUCGUUGGAUACAGAGAAAAGUGGAAAAGUUUCCAAAUCCCAGCUAAAGGUGCUGUCACACAACCUAUAUACUGUAUUGUGUAUCCCUCAUGACCCUGUGGCUUUGGAAGAUCACUUUCGUGAUGACGAUGAUGGGCCUGUAUCCAGCCAAGGAUAUAUGCCUUAUUUGAAUCAAUACAUACUGGAUAAGGUAGUAGAAGGAACCUUUGUGAAGGAGAGCUUCCAUGAAUUAUGCUGGACCUUAACAGCAAAGAAAAACUACCGUCCAGUGCAAACUUCACUAUCUAACAGAGAUUCCUUUCGUCUAUGGUGUCUCUUUAACUACCUUUCAGAAGAUUCCUACCCUGUCAUCAUGGUUGCUGAUGAGGUGCAGUACCUUCUGCAAAAGCUGAUUUCUACAGCACGAAUGGAAGUGACAGAAGUAGAGUUGGGAGACGUUUUAUCUUCAUUGAGCCCUGUGGUCUCUGUUUGGGAGUUUCUUCAGUUGAUGACAUCCCCAAAAGUCUUAAAGGGCAUGAGUACUGAAACUCUAAGCAUAGCAAUUCAGGACUUGUAUGAAGAGGUGAUUCAGGAUGUUCUGAAACAGGGUUACCUACUGAAGAAGGCUAACCUGCGAAGAACAUGGACAGAGCGAUGGUUCAUUCUCAAGCCAACUUCUUUGUGUUAUUAUCUGAGUGAGGAAUGUAAGGAAAGAAAAGGAAUCAUAACAAUAGAUAAAGACUGUGGUGUGGAGAUUCUGCCUGACAGAGAUGGAAGACGCUGUAUGUUUUGUGUAAAAACAACUGCAAAAACUUAUGAAAUGAGUGCAUCUGACACCAAACACCGUCAAGAAUGGGUGACAGCGAUCCAGACUGCUAUUCGUCUCCAGCAGUCUGGUUCCAUAUCACUACACAGAGAGCUUCAGAAGCGUCGCAGAGAACAGAGAGAGCAGCGUGAACAAAGGAGAGCAGCAAGGGAGUUGGAGAUGCAAAGACUAGCAGAACUACAAAAUGAAAGAGAAAGGCAGCAGCAGGAGCUAGAACAGCUGAGGGAAGCACAGAAGAGAGCUGAGGAAAUCAUGCUACAGGAACAGCAUAGACACAGGGAGCAACAGGAAGAGAUGAAGAGACAGCUUGAGUGUCAGUUAAGAGAGGCAGAAGAGAAACGUGCCUCAAUGCAAGCUGAAAUGCAACUAAAGGAGACUGAGGGUUUGCAGCAAAGACUAAGGAUCCAAGAGUUGGAGCAGUUGCAAGAACACUUAGAGGAAGCACUGGCGCAGGAGAUACGAGCACGACAUGAUGAAGAGGCAUACAGGCAUGCUCAAGCAAAGCUGUUGAUGCAAGAAGAGGAAAAGCUAAGGGUACUACUAAGGAUGCGUGAAGAACAGACACAUUAUGUAGAGAAAGCACAGAAGGAGAAACAAGAGCUACAACAGGAAAUGACAGUAAAGAGCAAAGAACUACGGGAAGCCCAGAAGCAACUUGAAGAUGUGAGGGAAAACAGAGAAAGAGCAGAUAGGGACGUACAGGUGGCUCAAAGGAAGCUUCGCCAGGCCAGUACAAAUGUUAGACAUUGGAACAUCCAGAUGACCAGCUUAAUGCAUCCUAUAUCCCCAUCAGUGAAGCGUAAUGUUCCUGGAAGUGGAUUUCAGGGAUUAUGGGCCAUGCCUCUCACACGUCGAGAUUCAUCUCUUAAACGUCUGCAGACACUGGAUGGAGAAGGCCAUACACACCCAGCAGGAGAAAAUGUUGAAACUCUUCAUUAAGCUUUGAAGAUGCAACAUUAUCUAUUUGUGACACAUGAAAGUGAUUUAUGUUUACAUGUACAUGAAUUUAAGCAGUUUCUAUAAAUACGUCAUAGUAACAUGACUGCUCUGCAAACAUGAUGGAAUCUUAUAAGACAGAAAACCCCCCAAAAAGAACAAUAUUGUAUAAAUCAAAACAAAAAGUAACAUUUCCCAAAACAAUAUGGUUGCAUUGUGCAUCUUAUCAAAUUAAAUCAUGUACCUAUCUAGUGCAGCUAUUGUACUCACAGUACAAUCACAAUCAGUAUUAAAAAAACCACAGAAAAAAAUACUUUUUACACUAUUAUUUAGGUAAAACAUUUUUUGGUAGCUUCAUAAUAUGACCCUUAAUUAUACCACCCAAUGCCUGGGUCAUAGGUAACUCAAUGUCCUGAGCAGUAUGCAAAACCAUGCUGCAAGAUCCUAGUUGUACAUGUGUGCUGAUUGUGGUGAGUGCCUUACAUUGAUGGGUAUUGCAAACCAGAAGUGCCAGAAAACCAGAAGGUAUAUACUGAGGGACAAAAAAGUUAUAAUUUAGGGGCAGAUUUAUUACAGAUCAAACUCAGGAAUCCAAAAUCAAUUCAAGCAGUUCAGUAUUUUUAUUCUUUUGAACAAUUUUUAAAUUAACAAUUGCAAAAUGAAAAUACGCAGAAGAGGAGUGUUACUAGUUCAAAAACAAUGCAAAAAUCUUUGGACCCUAUUAAUUAAUGCCCUUGAGUAUUAAAGAUGAAGAACUACACUAUAAUCUCUAGAUUAAUAAUUAAAUAAAUAGCUUCCAGGUUUUUAUACACUUUUAACUACACAACAAUUGACUGCUGGCCCUUACUGGUGCCCACUGACAUUGAUUGCUACAACCAAGAUUUUCCACAUUCAUAUAUUCUCGAUCUUACUUCCAAAGAGAGAAAGCAGUUGCAUAUUUUUAAAUAUCAAAUACAUAAAAUCAUGUUUAAAUAUAUUGAAUAGUGAUGACAAAUCUGUCCUAUUUCUCUUCCCCAAAAAUAAGAAAAACGACGACAAAUACGCAAAAUGCAGCUAUUGCCGCAACCAUUUUUUUUACGUGACUGUGACCUUUCAGACGCAGCCACAAUACAGAAUUUUGCAGCAUACCAUGGCUGCCGACAAAAUUCUCUCAUCACUAAAGUUGAAUAGUAUUUGCCACUUAGAUAGCCCAGUCACCAGUUUGUUGUUUCCAAGUAAGAAUUAUAUAUUCUACAUGAAUUAAAUCAUUUUGCAUAUUUUUUUUAGAAUUGGAAAUACAGAACACCAAAAACCCUACAGAACACUUAUUAGAAACUUAGUCCAAUUAGAUACAGCAUCAUUGUCCAACUUCCUUCUUUCUAAAUCAUAAAAAUAAAGUACAUUUUUUUCACCAUGCUGAUGACUAAUUUUGCCACAGACAUCCAAUCACAAUGGUUCCAUAGAAUUUAUUCAGUUAGGUGUUGACUGAAACUCACAGGUGUAAGAAAGUAUUUAUCCAGUCACAAUGGUAUCAUAAUUCUUAUUGAGACAGGUGUCAGUCUUUCAAAGUACAUGACUGGAUCAGGGUCAGACUGGGCCGCUGGGACACCGGGAAAAAUCCCGGUGGGCCCCGGCGGGCCAGUCCGACCCUUGCUGGCGCUCCCCCUGCCUGACUGUUCCUCCCCUCAUGCGUUAAAUGUAUGUACACUCGGGGAGGAUGUCGGGUGGCGGGAGCCCCGGUGGGCCCUGCACCCCCCAGUCCGACCCUGACUGGAAGUGUGAAUUGUUGUGAAACCGCCGGGGUAAGUAUGUCAAAGCAGCAUUGUAAGUUGCUGGCAAGCAGUGUUGCAGGCCUCUUCCUCUGUUCGGGGAUGGUUUUUCCAGUCUUUCACACAGGGGCGCGGCUGUGAUGAGGCGAGUUGAGCAACUCACCUCAGGCGGCAGUGCCCAGCAAGUUACCUGGAGCGGCAAAAAAUACGCGCUUGGUAAUUUAAAUAGCCCUCCUUAAAGAGAGACUCCUGUCAUGUAGAAAUCGCUAUUGCGCUAUGUUGGGCCAUUCCAUUACAGAGAGGUAGUUUUGUCUCCCCAAUGUAAAAGUCUGGGCACUCUUCACUACAAUGACCAGCACAGACCACAUUACUUUUCAUGUGUUUUGGUGUUGGGUCUUUAGGGUGCACCAGCUUCUGUCUCAGAAUGUUGCUGGGUUUGAAAAAUACAGUAAUGUGAUGUUUGUUGAAAAUUCUGAUGUUUUUCUGAUGUUAUAUGGGAUGAGUAUGUUGCUUCACCUGCUAUGUUCCUGCUCCUUUCACAACAAUUCACACUUCCAUGUACAUUAAAGAUUAACACCUGCUUUAAUCAGAAUCAUGGUACCAUUGUGACCAGGGGUGGAUUUUCAGUAAGACUUGGGGAGGCUAUCCCCAAACCUCUUUGUCCAAAAAAUUAACCCACCAAAAAAAUCAAAGUUAAAAAAAAGUUACAAAUCCUAGGACUAACCAGUUUGCAUACUCCUGCUUGUUCUUUAGGGAGGCGGGGUGGUGCUGCUCACUACUAGUAUCUAUAGAAAAAAAACGGUAGCUUACAGUGAUUCCAGUGAUGUCAUUGUGAGAUUUUCUACGAUUUGGAAGGCAAAGCUGCAGAGCCGGUCUGUGCGCCAAGCACUGUUAUCCUUAGCGGCCUAUAAAAUAAAUAUGCUAUUCCUUCUUACUGGAAUGCUUGCCUAUAUUUUUACUCUGUACAACUAGGUUGAACUGAAUAAGCUGUUCAGAUGAAUGGUUAAAUACCCCUUUUCCCCCAGCACAUUCAAUUUAAACAGUAAUGGACAAAGACACUUCAUGUGUGAAGUGACUUACAUAUUUUGUGAAUGCCUGAUUUUUUACAGUACCUUUAAACCAUCUUAAACAUGGCCAUACAAAAUACUUUAUUGCACUUUCAUCUAGGCACUGGUCUGAUGGUACUUUUGGAGUGAGGAAGGCAUUUUCUCCCAUCUAAGGCUACAGUCAUUUCACCUUAUCUGGUUCAAAUGAGAGAGCAGUUUUUUUUUUUUACUUAGACAAUAUGUUUAUAUUGAUGGUUGGAUGCAUGUAUUUUUUAACUUCAUCAAAUAUUAUACUGUGUGAUUUUGAAACUGCAGUUAAAAGGCAGCUACUGUUUUUUUUUGUUUUUUUUUGCAAGAGGACCACAAUAUAUCUGCACUAUUUAUAAUGUAAGAGCUCCCAUAUAUAACAUUUUAUUUAAUACGAGAUUGCUAUGCAUAUUGUUUUCAAAAUAGUUUAUGCUUUGUCCAUGUCGAGUUAAAAAAAAAAACAACAAUUCAGUAUUUAAGCAUUUAGAUGGGCCCCUCAGUUGUUAGCUCUUAUAUGUAUAAGGUGAAUUACAACUUUUGUCAAUGUUACAUAAUGUAGGACUGAAUCAGCUGUUUCUCCGCCAGUGUACAAUUGCAACAAAGACUGUUCAUGUGACAUUAGACUUAAGGUGGCCAUACAUGGUAAUAUCUGCUCGCUUCUCCCGAUAUCCCCACCUGCGAGUGGGCGAUAUCAAACUAAUUCAGUCGUUUGGCCCUGAGGCCAAACAAUUGAAUUAGAAUGGGGGGUAUAGGUGCUGUUGGUUUGGGGACCACAUCAACGAGCUGAUGGGGUCCCGGAUCCAAAGGAAAAUUCAAACCUGCCUGAUAGAGAUCUGCUUGAUUUCAUGCCAGAUGUCAGUCGGGCAGGUCCGUCAUUCAUUUCCAUACGCAGGCCAAUAAGCUGCCGAAUCUGUCAAUAGGACUGAUUUUGGCAGCUAGAAUCAGUCCGUGUAUGGCAACCUUUAGGUUACCCAAACAAAAAAAUCACCCUCCACCUAUGAUUGUGACUGGGUCAUACUUUUCAGCCAACACCUAAUUGAAUAACUUCAAUAGAACCAUUGUGACUGAAUGUCUGUGACUGUAUUAUCCUCAAGGGUUUAAAUGCCAGGGAAUUCCCUACCACUCAUAUGUACUGAAAGAAGCCACUGGGAUGAGUGGUGAAAUGUUUUCAAAAACAUUUAGAAAAGUCCAGUUGUUUUAGACUUAAUUCUGUUAGAUACUGUAUCCUAUUUUAGCAGAAUAAUGUAGUUAUAACCCUUUGUGAAUAUUCCAAUCCAAUGAUACUAUACCAGAUUAGAGGGAAUGUAGGAUUAGAAUUCAGGCUGUUAGCCUGAACUAAGUUCUUUAGGUGCUUGCUAGUUUAUACCAUCAGGCACCAGAUUAAUUAUGUAUUAGGUCAUGUGCUAAAAAUCAUUAAGCACUGUUGCCAUUUAAGUGUUCCCUGUAAAUAAAAUAUUUUGAGUAGAUCUGUA